Gadus morhua (Atlantic cod) is the source of this 1269-nucleotide messenger RNA. RefSeq names its product dehydrogenase/reductase SDR family member 12. Bases 108 to 1145 code for a protein of 345 amino acids. The transcript has 10 exons. The record is from RefSeq and is a predicted model, not a curated record. Lineage: Eukaryota; Metazoa; Chordata; Actinopteri; Gadiformes; Gadidae.
GGUUGAUCUGUUUUCUGAGUUCCACUGACGACUGACCUCUCUCUCCAUCCUUCUCACUCACUUACUGUCAAAGCCACAUUUUUCUGGGCGUUCACUGAUGACAAGCAAUGUCUCUGUACAGAAAUCUCAUGUGGUUUUUAAAAGGAAUAAAGGAGUAUACAAGAGAUGGGUACCAGUUGGCGUCUAGAGGCUUUGUAGUGGAAGACCUCGUUGUGUCUGCUGUGGGGAGGUCCUUCAUGAUCACUGGAGCUAACAGUGGCAUCGGUAAAGAGACCGCCAUGGCUAUCGCAAAGAAAGGUGGGACCAUCCACAUGGUGUGUAGGAACAAGGAUAAAGCUGAGGUGGCUAGGGCAGAGAUUAUCAGGGAAUCUGGCAACCCAGAAGUACAUGUCCACAUACUGGACAUGUCGGAAUCAAGCCAAGUGUGGGAGUUUGCAGAGAACUUCAAGAGGCAGUACCCCUCUUUAAAUGUGCUGAUCAACAACGCAGGUUGUAUUGUAAAUAAGAGAGAGAUGAACUCCAAUGGACUUGAAAAGAACUUUGCUACCAACACUCUGGGAGUUUACAUCCUCACCCAGAGCCUCAUCCCUCUCCUCCUGAAGAGCCGAGGUCCUAGGGUGAUCACCGUGUCCUCGGGAGGCAUGCUGGUCCAGCGGCUCAGACCCCAUAACCUCCAGUCACUGGGGGGGCACUUCUUCAAGGGCGCCCGGGUCUACGCCCAGAACAAGAGACAGCAGGUGGUGCUCACAGAACACUGGGCCAAAACCAACCUCGUCAUCCACUUCUCUGUGAUGCACCCUGGGUGGGCUGACACACCAGCCGUGUCUGGGUCGAUGCCCCAGUUCCGCCAGAUGAUGGGGGAGCGUCUGCGUACUGCGGUCCAAGGAGCAGACACUGUGGUGUGGCUGGCUCUUUCCGGGGCAGCUGCUGCCACACCCAGCGGCAGCUUCUACCAAGAUCGUAAGGUUGUCCCGACCCAUCUGCCUAUGGCUUGGACAUACAGUUCUACCAAAGACGUCCAGAAAUUCCUAGCUCAGCUGGACACCCUGGCCCAGAAAACCAAGCCACAGCCCAAGCCCGCGGACCCCCAGCCGGGCAGCCCCACAGAACCCAGGCGGGCGCUGGAGGCCCAGCAGCUCGUAUAGACCCACCCAACAGUUAUUACAUUAAGAUCAACAAAUGCCCUUUGUGUCAUCUCAAUAAUAAAUUACUUGAAGGUUGUUCGCUCGGUUGAACAGAAAAACCUUCAGAUUAAAUGUCUUGCUCUUG